GACCCUGAUCCCAACUUCCGUUAUAGAUUUUGACUUUGUUGACAGUAAAAUGUGAUAAGACAGCAUGGCAUCAGCAAGUAUUGCAGAUUACAGUGAAGUAGAAGACAGCAAUAUUUACCAACAGUUUUAUCAGUAUGACUUUGAUAAAGAUAAGUCUUUCCAAAAUGGAUUACAAAAAAUUAAAGAAAGACAGAACUGUACAGAAGAAGAUAUUCUGAACUCUAAAUUAUUUUAUUUUUCAAAAACAUUCCAUCCAGUUAAUAAGAGUGAUUUCAUGACAUGGCUUAGUGAGCAAGCAGAUAAAGAAGAAAGUCAGAGCAGUGAUAGAAGAGAUGUUGAUUCCAAAACAACUGCAGAAGAAAUAAAUACAAACAAUAGCAUGGAUUUAAUGACAGCAACUGUUUCAAAUGGAACACAAACUGGAGGAGAAAGAGACACCAGUCAAGAAAUCAAAAAUGAAGAAAAAGGGGAGAUAACUGUAUUAAAUUUAACAAGACUACCACCAGACAAAAUCAUAGAUGAUACUAGUAAUUCUAGAGAAAGUGAUUUAUCAGAGAAUCUGGACAAAGUUUUAAGUUUAGCUGAUGUUGCAGAAUUUAUAGAAAAAGGACUUCCAUUACCUGGAAUUAAGGACUUAGAUAUAAAACCUUUACAAAUUGACCCUCAUCCAUCAUCUCUACAAAGAAAACUUAAACCAUGGGAAAAGUAGCACUGAAUUUGUGCCAAUUUGAUUCAGAUCCCGGUUUUGUUUGUCUAUGAUUACUAUGUACAUCAACAUCAAGAGUUUGUAUUGUAGGACAUGUAGCAAGUGGAGCCAAACAAAAAGCAGAUUUUAAUUAGAUUAGAUUUAUGUUGGUUGCACAACAUGAUAUUGUUUAUUGUGAAUGUCCUGGAUUAUUAAAUUAUUAUCUUUAUUUACACAAAGUGAAGGCUUGUAAUAUGAUUGUAAAAAUAUAUUAUUUUAUUAUACUGAUAUGGCUAGACAUUUUUUAUGCUAGAGAUCUGUAAAUGAACUAAAAAUAAUUAGUUUUAAAUGUUUUAGGGUAAGAUAAUGUUGAUGAAAUUAUUGUUUCACAUUUAUAGUGAUGCAUUUUUCUUCUUUUUAAAGUUAAAACAAAUAUGUCAUUGUGAUUGAAAGAUUACCUCAAAUGUAUUAGUUGAAAGUACAGUGAAAAACAUUUCAUGCAAAUUAAAUAAUUAAUGUCCAAUAUUUUUGCCUUAAUUUUAAAGUUUUAAUCUAUGAUGACACUUUUAGAAAGCGUUGUUUAGAAGGGUUCAUUCUCAUUUAUCCAACUUUUUAAAAUUAUGGGUAGUACAGGUAUAAAAAAAAGUUGGAUAGAUGAGAUCAAAGGUAAUCAAGAACAAAGGUUUUUUUCAAUUAGAGUUUGAGUUGAAUGACAGGUGAAAAAUAAGACUGAAAAUUAUACCCCGAUUAAAUUUUCUGUAGUGUAGUAAUAUUUAUGUUAAAAUGUGCAACUGACAUUUAGUUAAUGAAAUGUAAAUCAUUUGAAAGUAUUCAAGUUAAGGUUUUUAACCGUUAAUUAAAAUAUGAGUUGGAUUAAA
Mytilus trossulus (common blue mussel) is the source of this 1563-nucleotide messenger RNA. RefSeq lists its product as uncharacterized. The transcript has 4 exons. Lineage: Eukaryota; Metazoa; Mollusca; Bivalvia; Mytilida; Mytilidae. Bases 65 to 709 code for a protein of 214 amino acids. The record is from RefSeq and is a predicted model, not a curated record.